UUCCCACAACAAAGUUCUCUAACUAGAUUUUCUCCAAAACAGAAGUUUCAUUACAAGAUCUCUUCAUCAGUUCCUCUACAUGGGUUUAUCAAUCAAUAUGAACCCAUCUUCUCCUGAGCCUCAAUCUCUAUACCUAACCCACAAAAUCUUCCUCCUUUGCAACUACAUUCUAUUGGGUGCAUCUUCUAGCUGCAUCUUCCUCACUCUCUCGCUCCGCUUAGUUCCUUCCGUUUGUGGAUUCUUCUUUAUUCUCCUUCACAUAAUCACAAUCUCCGUCGCCAUUUGCGGGUGCACGGCGGCCACAUAUGGAUCCAACAAAUGGUAUGCUGCUAAUAUGGUGACCACCGUCCUAACAGCCAUAUUUCAAGGCUCAGUGUCCGCAAUGAUCUUCAUGGAAACAAGCAAUUUCUUGGGAUUUUUGAAGUCUUAUGUGAGGGAAGAGGAUGGUAGGGUAAUAUUGAGAUUGGUUGGUGGGUUGUGUGUGUUGAUUUUCUGCUUGGAAUGUGUGGUCUUAACACUUUCAUUUGUGUUAAGAUACCAUGCCUUUGUGGAAGGAAAUUUGGGGUCUAAGGGUUCUAUGGAUGUAAGAGGCAGGCCUCUUUUUAAUGUUUAGAGUUGCAUAUUUGUUCUCUUUGUGGGUUUGUAUGAGACCAGACAAUUCUUUCACUCUAAAAUGUGAUAAACUAUUUGUACUAUUUUUUCAUCAAAUUAAUUUUCUUUCCCCUUCUAAUA
This is a messenger RNA of Tripterygium wilfordii, 732 nucleotides long. RefSeq lists its product as uncharacterized. The record is from RefSeq and is a predicted model, not a curated record. The transcript has a single exon. The coding region runs from base 80 to 613 and encodes 177 amino acids. NCBI's taxonomy places the organism in Eukaryota, Viridiplantae, Streptophyta, Magnoliopsida, Celastrales, Celastraceae.